Dreissena polymorpha is the source of this 1283-nucleotide messenger RNA. RefSeq lists its product as uncharacterized. The coding region runs from base 189 to 1226 and encodes 345 amino acids. NCBI's taxonomy places the organism in Eukaryota, Metazoa, Mollusca, Bivalvia, Myida, Dreissenidae. The transcript has 2 exons. The record is from RefSeq and is a predicted model, not a curated record.
CUUUCACCACCACUACCCGCUUUUUUUAAGAAUCAACAAGACGCACAUUUGACGCUGUACAUGUUUCUCGAUUUGUGUUUCUUACAUUUAAUGUUUAAUGUCUUCAGACUCAUAAAACGAGUUGAAAAAGAAACGAGCGUAAUUAAGAAACCCACGGCAGGUGGCGCCUCGUCGCAAAAUUUGUCACUAUGCCUCCCUAUCACCUGCCACGGAUGAUUUUGUUGACCACCGUCGCUUCUCCAAACAAUUGCACGUGCGGACAUCACCGAACAACUACGGCGUACCAUGUUAGUCAUAUUAUUCUGUGGAAAAGCAGCCGAAUUCAUACAGAACUCACCGAUAAAAAGACAGAGAAUUCGUUCGUUGAAGCUGGUGUAGAAAUUGGUGAUGCUGUGCCCAUUGGUCUUUCAGAUGACAUGAGUGAAACGUUGCAUCUUGUGACUAUGGAACCGGAAAUGCAUAUGGUUGGCCAUAAUAGACCAGCACACGUGGAUUGCGGUGACGUAAUAGAAAAGCUGUCAAAGAAAGUGAACGCUGAUUGUGUGGGUAUUAAGAUGCUAUUGCAUCAUUGCCGCAAACUGCGAAGAAAGAGAGAAACGCUGUUUCAAAGUCACCGGUCAAAUAUGGAUUGCAUUAACAAAUCUGUUCAGAAAACGAACAUUGACAUAUUAGACGAUGCAAAUGAAGGCGAAUCUCUAGAAAUUUGGGUUGAUGUGUUUGUUGGCGAAGCGCUUACAACGAUAGUUAAUGCGUAUCAUGAAUUAAACAAGAAUCAGGUCACACAUUACGAAAUCGUAGAUGAACCAGACCUAGAUCAGUUUGCUCAAACAUUGGUUGUGGAGACCAUAUCAGACAUUCAAUUGAAAUGUGGGCGCUCGCCAAACACAACUUGGAUCACCGAAUCGCACGACCAAAAUGACACUGAAGUCUGUAAUUCAAUAUAUCCAGGCCAACUUUUAUUUCUGAAAGAUUUAAACAAUGAUGGCCAUCUAAAUGAGAAAUGUGUCUCAGAUUAUGUGGAUGAUAUACUAGAGAAUAUCGCCAAUGAACUGCUCGGGGUGGGGAUUGACAACGAAUUUGAGGACUUUGAAUUCGUAGAGUGGAAAGAUGAACACCGCGAAUAUCAGUAUGUUGGAGCGUACACGAUUGAAGUAGAACACGAAUCUGACAGUGAUUCUACAGAAUGGAGCUGCGAUGAAUGGCCUUUUAUUGAUAUUCAUGUUUAAUAUACGUAACAAAUAUGUUUUCUGUUUGUGCCAAAUAAAAGAUAUCGAUGACAUUCA